CAACCACCUUACCUGCAUCUAUCUUAUUAAUAUUUGUAGUAGUGAUUACCUUGUAGUGCCCACACCUACAGAAGGGGUUUCAGAGAAAGCUCAAGGAAGAAGGUCCUGUGCCUCCAAAGAGUUUACAGUUGAGGUGAUGGCCAUGAUAGGUACAUGAGGAAGGAGCACAUCCUGGAGAAGGGAGAGGAAUGAUGUGGAAUGACAUGGGAACCAAAUUUACAAAGUACCUCAAAAACAGCUGACUUUGAACUCUACAGACAUGAGGAAGAUCAGGCUGAGAAGGACGGUUUUGUGCCCAGGAAAGUAGGUUCUGGGCCCAGGAAAGUAGGUUCUGGGGAUAUUCCAGUUCUUUGUUCAAUAUGUCAACAAACAAUAGACCCACAUCAACUUUUUUAUCAUAAGAAAGAGCACAAGGCCCUAGCUCUACUGGGUUAUCAUCGUCCAUGGAUUGAAACGGACACCAACAAACUUUUACUUCAGCGACAGAAAGUAAUUUCAAGACUGAUCAACCUUUCUAAAUACACUGAAAGAGACAAACAGAAGAUUGAUUGUUCAUUAGAGCUACUUAAGAAUAAAUCAAAGGGCACCUCAUAUUUUAAUGUUGAUAAUAUUGUUGACAGUUCUGGAUACCUCAAGAAAGUAAGCAAUUCUCUAAUAAAAGCACUAGCAAUUUGCCAAGACAAAAAUUCAACAUGGCGAGCAGAUAUGGAAGAUACAUUCAUUGUGCUAGAUAAUUUUGGAAAUAGGUCAGAUACGUGUUUUUUGGGCUUAUUUGAUGGCUAUCAUGGUGUGUUUGCUGCUGAGACAGUUUCAGCAGAGCUUCCACUUUUAUUUCUUGAUCACCUGUCUCAGACUGAUUCCUCUUACAAAGUGAGUAGAAAUGAGGAACAGAUCCUAGAUUCUUUUGUCACAGUAAUCAAGGGAAAUUACAGGGAUCAGGAAAAGGUUUUCUCUGGUAAAACAGACACUGAUAAGACAACCAAGCCAAACAUGUAUGAAUGGAUUCACAAAGCAUAUGCAAAGUCCUUUUGGAGAAUGGACAGACUUUUACGACUUGGAAGGAAUGAGGUUUCCAAAGUUCGCUGGAGUAGCUGUACAGCUGUUACCUGUUUAGUGGAAAGGAUCAGUAAUGAAAAGAGCAUCAAGGAACAAGAGGAGACAAUGCUGCUUGAAAACACCAAUAAUUCAGCAAAUCCAUCCGAAAGCAGUCCCGGGAUACUGCAUAUUGCUAACAUUGGUAAUAUACAUGCAGUCUUAUGCAAAAAUGGAAAAAGCUACUGCCUUACCCAAGAACACAGCACUUCUAAUUCAAAGGAAAGAGACCGUAUACUUCAGAAUGGUGGAAACAUCAGCACAAAUGAACCAAAAGGACUAGUUGAAGGGCUCAUCAGAGCUACUCGUGGCCUUGGACAUCAUGGAGAUCCAAAGUUGAAAAAAUCUGUUAUUCCUGUACCACAUACCAUAUCUGUCCCUACAGAUGAUUCAUGUCAAUUCCUUAUUUUAGCUUCUAAUGGGCUUUGGGAAGUUCUGGAUAAAAAUGAAGUGGUUAUAUUAACUCUAAGAAUGUUCACCUCUUAUUUGGAAAUGUAUGCCCAGCGAGAAGAGAUUUCUAUGCACAGAUAUCAGUAUUCAAUAGUUCCCUAUAAAGACUAUUUAUGUAGUUCAAUGGAUAUUAAUGACUUAGAAGACAGAAUCCAAUUAUGGUAUUUUAAUAAAGAAGCUUUCCUCCAGAAUCAACGUGAAGGCAGUCUGAAACAAAAUAAUAAUAAAUUAUGCUCAUGUAACAGAAGAGAUUCGCAAAAUGAAAACAGGAUGCAGCCAGGCUCUAACAAAGAGAGUUCUGAAGAAGUGCAGCAGUUAGAGGAUCACGUAAAACAAGCUGAUACCAAAGCUUGUCUGUCUAAUAAUCAUGGAACAUGUUCACAACACACACAGAUAAUCCAGUCAGCCUCUGGCAGUCAACAAGGUUCUAAAGAAUUGAAACAGUUUGACGAUGAUACAAAAGCAUAUCUGUCUAAUAAUCGUGGAUCACAUUCACAAAUUGCCAGCAAAGGAGAAAUAAAUUCGGCAACAUUCUAUGACAGUGCAGCACAUUACAUUACUAAACAACUUGUAAAAACUGCAUUAGCAGCAGGUUCUCGAGAUAAUAUUACUAUUUUGGUUGCACUUCUAAAUGGAUGUGAUAAGAUACCUAAUUAUAUUCAAAAUGUGUAAUGUGCUUACCGGACAGAGUACCAGAGUGUGUACAAUAUACCCUAGAUUUAGGCAAGU
Messenger RNA from Mauremys mutica (yellowpond turtle), 2271 nucleotides. It is a transcript of the gene PP2D1, whose product is annotated as protein phosphatase 2C like domain containing 1. Gene Ontology annotation, molecular function: protein serine/threonine phosphatase activity. NCBI's taxonomy places the organism in Eukaryota, Metazoa, Chordata, Testudines, Geoemydidae. Gene Ontology annotation, biological process: protein dephosphorylation. Bases 199 to 2214 code for a protein of 671 amino acids. The record is from RefSeq and is a predicted model, not a curated record. The transcript is spliced from 3 exons.